AUGGCUGAUUUAAUAUUAACGCGAACUGUUCUUGGUGUUAUCUAUGUUUCUAUUUUUGUGUUGGCUGUAUCUGGCAAUCUCUUAGUGGUUUACACAGUUAUUAGCCAUAAAGCUAUGCAAACAGUUACAAAUAUUUUUAUAACAAAUUUGGCAAUUUCUGAUUUACUCGUUAAUUUCACAUCUUUGUGGUUAACUCCAUUAUAUUUAUAUGUUGGGCACUGGAUAUGGGGUGAAUGGCUAUGUCAUGGCUUGCCCCUUUUUCAGGGUACAUCGAUAUUUAUUUCUACUCUCACACUUAUGGCAAUUGCUAUCGAUCGCUAUUUUGUUAUAGUUCAUCAUAGUAAUAUAAAUAUCAAUGAUCAUAUGAGCAUGCCGGUUUGCCUUGGUAUAGUAACUUUGAUUUGGGCAUUAUCGCUUUUAUUAGUGAUGCCAUAUGCAAUACAUAUGAGCAUGAUUUUUAUACCAAAGCCUUGCAACUUCUGGCUUUGUCUAGAAGCUUGGACUAUGGAAAACUUAAAGAGUAUCUAUGGCAUUAUUGUUAUGGCUCUACAGUUUAUCGUUCCAUUUGUUAUAAUUGGCUUUAGUUAUAUUCAAAUAUGGCAUUUUUUAAAUAGUCGAAAUUCACUGGUUGCACGACGAGAAUCUGAAUACGAAAAUAUUCGGAAAAAGCGAUUAUUACGUAUGCUUAUUAUAAUGGUUGUUUUGUUCGGUUUAUGUUGGUUCCCGUUCAAUUUUUUGAAUAUUUUACGUGAUUUACACUUGGAUAAUUUCAUAAAACCAUAUUUCAAUUUUUUAUUUUUAUUGGCGCAUGUUAUAAGUAUGUCAGCGACGUGUUGGAAUCCAAUUGUAUACGCAUGGAUGAAUGAAGCAUUUCGAGAACGAUUCAUUGCUGCGCUUCCAUUUUUAAAGAGAUGGCAUAGGAAAGGUAUUCGAUUUAAAUUGAUUUUCUAA
Molecule: messenger RNA, 951 nt
Organism: Dracunculus medinensis (Guinea worm)
Lineage: Eukaryota; Metazoa; Nematoda; Chromadorea; Rhabditida; Dracunculidae
Source: the annotation of a GenBank genome assembly